Messenger RNA from Rotaria socialis, 2052 nucleotides. The record is from the annotation of a GenBank genome assembly. NCBI's taxonomy places the organism in Eukaryota, Metazoa, Rotifera, Eurotatoria, Philodinida, Philodinidae.
CCGGCAGCUGAAGAUUCUGGCUGCUUUGGAAGGCUGCAACAACCCCCACAACACUUGACAGCCAUUCGUGCAAAAAACCAACUCCCAUUCUCGCCCGUCUAUAAUACUACAGGGCGAGCAACUUUUCUGGGACUAAGUCCCAAGAUUGGGACUUUUACUGAAAAUCACAAUUUGUUCUAAAAAAUCGAACAUUCGAUUUUUGACUUUUGGAAGGAAUUUCCUUCCAUUUAGCCGUUACAGAUCUCAAUAAUUAGAGUCUGUCACUAUUUUUAAUGCUAAUUAAAAAUUUAAAAUUUUCUGAUCAUUUUUUGAACUUUUCACAGAGUCUUUUUUUUUUACAAAAAGUCUGAAAUUUGGAAUUGAACACCAUCAACACUUUUUAAAUUUGACACUAAAUUUUUGUGUUCAUAAACUUAUGAAUUCGUGUCAACUCUAAUUCACAACCGCAACUAAAUUGUCUUUAAGACAUAUAAAUCAACACAUCUACUAGUCUGUGGUAGUUCGUGCAAUUGAUCUUCAUUUUCAUGCACCUUACUCGAUGCUAAUGAUAUCAAAAACUGGUUAGUACUUUUGUUUACGAAUAGCUUACUCGAAAUAACACUAGAAAUUGGUUAAAUAACUUAUUUCUAGACUUACAAUCUGGGAUCCUUCCUUUCAUAAAGUUACCUUUCCUAAAUACUACUUGAUGGACAAAACUAUGGUUUUCGUUACUGAAUUUCCUUAACCAUUUUUGAAUUGGACUGCUUACAAGUACAAAUAUACAGGCCGUGUUAAGCUUAUAAGCUAACACAAACAAAAUGUGAUGCAUACUCACAGGGUAAGAACAAUUACCCCUAAAGUCUAAGACUCACUUUCAACUCUCAUUCUUGAAAAUGAACGAGAGAAAAUCUUUCAUUAAAAACCAUCCUUUCUGAAGUUAUUGACGAAGAAAUUCUCGAUGCUGAAUCUUACAGAUCCAAAACAAUGAUAUUUAUGUCUUUUGACUUUUCUUAAAAAUCCCUUUUAAAUUUGAAUUUUUCAAACUUCAACAACCCAAAAAAAAAAAUCUAUCGUCGUUUCACUAACCAAAACUCCCCAAAUCAUGUCUAAGCAUGAAACCAAACCAUAAGUGGGAAGGGACCUGGUUUGUUGGUGGGGUUGGGGGUCGGGUAGUGUGGGGGAUUGGGUUGGGAAAUGUGAAAAAUUCUGACGGCAGUAGGCGACGGAGGGGCCGGCAGCUGAAGAUUCUGGCUGCUUUGGAAGGCUGCAACAACCCCCACAACACUUGACAGCCAUUCGUGCAAAAAACCAACUCCCAUUCUCGCCCGUCUAUAAUACUACAGGGCGAGCAAUCUUUCUGGGACUAAGUCCCAAGAUUGGGACUUGAUGUAGGAUUUAUCAUCAAGUCUGAACUUAAAUUUCUGACAAUUUUAAUUAUUUAAUUAAAAUUUAAUUGCAAAAAUGCAUUACCGCAAACGAAUUGUUGAACUUCAUUAAGCAGAACAAGCUGGCUAUGACAUCUUGUAAACAGACCCUUUUUAGGGUUGUCUGUACGUAAAACAUUAAAUUUCUGUACCUUAUGCUGAUCUUGUUGAAUAUGGCGUUGCUUUUCCUUUACUUGUUCCUGGCUAUUGGUCUAAGUCUGAUCUUGACUAAUUUGAUGGUCUUAACUUAUCAACAUUCAUUGCUGAUGAAAAGCUUCUUUCUAAUUUUUAAAGCUUUAUUGUUUAAAAUGUGUCUGUUGUUCCAAAAUUUGGUCUAAAUAAAUGUCCAGGUAUCUUACGUUCUUCUUAUUGGAGAACUAAAUUACCAACUGUUAAUGGAACAUUACUUACUCAUAAUACUCUUCCUUCUUUUUUGGCUUCUGAUAAUUCAUCUUCCGUGUAUGAUCAAUUGUUUACUGCUGGAAAUAAACCAGCAACAAGACGUGUUUCUACUACACCAAAUAAUUUGAAUUGUCUCACUGUUGACUUUGUUUCUUAUACUGGACUUUCUAUUCCUUUUAGUGAAAUAUUAACAAAAGGUUGUUUGUAUUUCCAAUUAGUCAAUCCACCUGAUUCUUAUAACUAUUAA